AUGGGACCCUUCCAUAAAAUCAGUAUCCGACUCGGACGGCAAGGAGUUUCGAUCUUGACACCUCCGUGGCCUCCUGGCCGACUGCAACAGCGAGCAGCCAGCCGCGCUCGCAAAGCUCCCCGGUCAAAGUCUCUGAAGGACCACCAAGGGAAUCCACUGUCCGAUGCUGCGCUUGCCUCGGCUCGCGCGUACUGGGACUGCCAACGGAGGAUCGACGCUCAAGGUUGCAAUGGAAGCGAUGCAGAAGAUGAAGCACAACAAUUUGCUCUUAUGCGCGAGUUGUCUCGCAAGAGGAAUGAAUACACAUGCCACGUUCUAGGGGUUUCUAAGCUUGGGGUCGGCGAUCGCACGCGUGAACCUCCGUACAUUGGCGAAGAAGACCAACUGGCACCGGCAGCCGAUGCCGCAGCAACAACGUUUCCAGACGUGCAGAUAGAUCUGUCACCCUCGCAGGAGUUGGAGGUAGAGCACCGCGCCGCGCCUGAACUCUGUCCCGAGCAAAAAAGGGUAGUACAACUCGCGGUGGACGGGAAGAAUAUCUUCUAUACCGGUUCUGCAGGCUGUGGCAAAUCUACGGUUUUGCAUGCUAUCACGCAUCGAUUGCGGGAAAUGGGCAAGAAUGUGCACGUUAUGGCCCCAACAGGCAAAGCCGCGCUGGCUAUCAACGGGACUACGACCUGGACUUACGCUGGAUGGAACCCGAACGACUUCAAGAACGGCAUCCGAUUUUUGAGGGGAAAAGGGCUUGACCCCCUCGCAGUCAAGCGUUUUAAGCAAACUGACACCAUCAUCAUCGACGAAAUUAGCAUGGUCGAGAACUGGCAUUUCCAAAGGCUCAACGAAGUCAUGAAAAGCGGUCGUUCCAACCCUUUGCCCUUCGGCGGGGUUCAAGUCAUCGUCACCGGAGACUUCUGCCAACUGCCCCCUGUCAAACCUUUUCAACACUGCAUCGAUUGUGGGAGCGAUCUAGUGCCAGCCAAAGAGGAAUACACGUGCGUACACUGUAAUAAAAAAUACAACGACAGCGACAAAUGGGCAUUUCGCAGCAAAGCCUGGGCUGCGUGCAUGUUUGUACAUGUUCACCUAGAUUCCAUCCACCGGCAACAUGACGCGGAUUUCAUCGCAUUACUCCAGAAGUGCCGCCUUAGCACCCCCCUUUCCAAAGACGAAAUCGAAAUUCUCAUUGAAGACAGAGAUGUCCCCGACAGUGCCAUCAAACUCCUCCCAACCCGCAAUGAAGUCAAUCGAAUCAAUAACGAAGAGUUCGUGCGGCUUAACAGCCCGCCAUAUUCCUAUACCUGCCUCGAUGAGUUCGACUGGAAUGAGAAGAUGGAUCCACACCUUGAGUCUAAAGGUAUUAGAAACAAAGACGGGUCUCUUCGCGGCCUCGACGACCAUCAUUUUGCGCGUGAGGUCCAACUCAAGGUUGGCAUGCCCGUCAUUCUGCUCAUCAACCUAGACCUAAAGCAACAGCUAUACAAUGGCAGUCAGGGCACAAUCAUCGGCUUUCAACGGUAUGAUAAGGAAGCCCUGCCCAAUUACCCCCCUAGGGGGUACGGUUUCAUCAAGCAACAUUAUGUACGGUUAUUUGCGGGAAAGCAUAAGAAAAGAGUUCCCAACCUCAGUUGGCCUAUCGUGCGUUUUCUUAACGGUCGGGUACGCGUCAUCUACCCUGAGUGCAUCCUGCGAGACUACGAGAAUCCCGAGCCACACUCGCUUCUAAGCCGCACCCAAAUUCCCCUUGCAGCCGCCUGGGCGAUGAGCGUUCACAAAUCACAGGGCAUGACGCUGGACUCUGCCGUCGUGAAUUUAUCCCGCAUCUGGGAGGACGGGCAGGCGUACGUCGCGCUCUCGAGGGUGAGGACGCUGAACGGGUUGAAAGUUAUUGGUGGAGCAAAGCGGUUAAAAGCGGCGACGGGUGGAAAUCCGCAAGUGCGGGAGUUUUUGAAGGAGAAGUUUGGGAUGUAA
This is a messenger RNA of Dichotomopilus funicola, 1968 nucleotides long. RefSeq lists its product as uncharacterized. The coding region runs from base 1 to 1968 and encodes 655 amino acids. The record is from RefSeq and is a predicted model, not a curated record. Lineage: Eukaryota; Fungi; Ascomycota; Sordariomycetes; Sordariales; Chaetomiaceae. Gene Ontology annotation, biological process: telomere maintenance; DNA repair. The transcript has 2 exons. Gene Ontology annotation, molecular function: ATP hydrolysis activity; DNA helicase activity.